Molecule: messenger RNA, 1479 nt
Organism: Patiria miniata (bat star)
Lineage: Eukaryota; Metazoa; Echinodermata; Asteroidea; Valvatida; Asterinidae
Product: leucine repeat adapter protein 25-like
Exons: 4
Coding region: 374-958 (194 amino acids)
Source: RefSeq, a predicted model, not a curated record
UGUGGCAUUGCUUCAGUUUCAUGACUUUACGGUUUACCUAAAUAAAUUCUGUGGCAAAAUUCCUUAUUAAUUAAAAUAAAAAACGAUGAAGCAGUGAAAUGUAAGUGUAAAAGUACACGAAAUAUUUCACCUAUUACCGCAAAUAUAUGUACAGUUUGUUGGUCAUGUUUGUGGUUAGAUCAGUCAGCUCAUAAUUUUCUGACUCAUCAUUUGUACAGGUUUGUACAUGGCAUGUUAGCAGACGACCGUCACAUUUUUGUGCGUGCAUUCUUAACAUUCUGGUCUCUCUUGUGCAAUGACUUUCUGAGAACAUGAGACAAAGAAGAGGGUGAUGCAGAUCGGGCUUUAAUUUUGGAUUUGAUAAGAUAACAUCAUGGCAAAGGCUGUCUCGCCCACUGCCAGUGCCACAGCCGGCGUCACCAUGCGAGUCCGCAAGUCCCCAUCCAGGGACAGACAACUUGCCACGGGGCCCAUGGACACCCCGGGCCUGCCCCCAUUACCCAAAAGCCUCAGCAGUCUUCUGAACGCCAACAGUGGGACGUGGCGAGAAACGCUACGCAUACAGGCCCACAAGAACAUGAUCCAAGAGAAUCUGUCCUCCUCCAAGACUGCGGAGGAGGAUAAUUCUACGUCUUCGUCUUCCUUGUCGUCCGGGGGUGCCGCCAUCGGAUUGGGGAAGGCACCCCCAAAGAGAGGGAGACCCAAACGGGUGUCGGUUCCUCAGGGGAACCUUGACGGGGCUCUUGCUAUGCUGAGGAAAGAAAUGGUUGGACUGCGACAACUGGACAUGUCCCUGCUCAGUCAGCUGUGGUCGUUGCAUGAAUCCAUACAGGAAUAUAAAGUAGUGGUGGAGACGAUGUCUUGUAUGUCGGACCGAGACAGUAUGGAUCUGGACAGCGAAGAUCAGUCACUGAGCCCACUCAGCCCUGGCCUGCUGUCGCCGACAUCCAUGGUUUGAAGAUCUCUCACAGGUUAUUUUUUUGUUCCAACUGUUGUGCCUGAUUGCUUUGUUCCACAUUUUUGAAAGGAAUAGGAUCAUUUGCAUUUAUCACAAAAGUGACAUACUAAAUCAUGUUUUCACAAAUUUUAGGGCCAUGAUUUUCUGCUCCACUGGAAAACGGAAUGGAAUUAACAGAAUUCACUUUUUGUAACAAUUCAGCUUUUUUGGGGGGAACCCUAUGAUUUGUGUAUGGAAGGAGAUACAAACCAUUCAAAAUAUUUUCUGUAAGCCUGUUUAGCGUCAAGCAUGUUGUACAGCUUUGGGCAGUUUUUCUUUUCUGUUAAGUCUGUCGCACAAUUGUUAAGGACAGAAAUGUGGCUCAGUUCUUGUUUUUCUAGUGAACAUCCACUAUAUGACACACAUAAAAAGGGAAACGGAUUUUCCUGCACAGAUUUAUGGUUGAAACAGAACUUACAAUUUCCUGAAAUGGUAACAGACAUUUUUGAAAAUCAGCGACCCUAAAAUUUCUUUGAACAAUU